UAAACAAUGGAGCCGUGGAGAGACCUGAGCGGAAAAGUAGUGAUGGUGACAGGGGCGUCUUCGGGAAUAGGGCGAGAGUUCUGUCUCGACUUGGCGAAAUCCGGCUGCAGCAUAAUUGCUGCAGCCCGUCGUGUUGACAGACUGAAUUCUCUCUGCGACGAGAUUAAUUCAGAGGGCCUCCGGCACGCAUUCGCCCUCGAGCUCGACAUCACGGCCGAUGGUGCUACCAUUGAGGCCGCUGUACAGAGAGCUUGGGACGCCUUCGGACAUAUCGAUGCCUUGGUUAACAAUGCCGGCCUUAGAGGUAAUGUGCACUAUUCACUGGAAUUGCCAGAGAAGGAGUGGGAACAUACCUUUAAGACGAAUCUCAGAGGGGCAUGGUUGGUUUCCAAAUAUGUUUGUAGACGUAUGCGCGAUGCUAAACAGGGCGGAGGAUCUGUUAUUAACAUAUCUUCAACUGCUGGUUUAAAUCGUGUACUAAUACCUGGGGGCCUUGCGUACGCUUCUUCGAAGAUAGCUCUUGACAUGGUCACUAAGAUGAUGGCCCUUGAAUUGGGAACACACAAUAUCCGAGUGAACUCAAUAUCACCAGGAAUUUUCAAAUCUGAGAUAACAGAGAGCCUUAUGCGAAAGAAAUGGUUCCAUAAUGUUACUAUAAGAACCAUUCCUCUGAGAACUCUUGGAACGACAGAUCCGGCUUUAACAUCAGUCGUCAGAUACUUAAUCCAUGAUUCUUCGGAAUAUAUAUCGGGCAAUGUUUUCAUCGUCGAUGCUGGAACUACCUUAACUGGUAUCCCCAUUUUCUCAUCACUCUAAAACUUGCUCAUGAUGAAGACAUGAAGACGUUGAAUCAGAUCAUUUCUCGAGAAAUAUACAGCAUUCUAUAUUACUUA
Lycium barbarum (goji berry) is the source of this 893-nucleotide messenger RNA. RefSeq lists its product as uncharacterized. Gene Ontology annotation, molecular function: oxidoreductase activity. Bases 7 to 816 code for a protein of 269 amino acids. The transcript has 3 exons. The record is from RefSeq and is a predicted model, not a curated record. NCBI's taxonomy places the organism in Eukaryota, Viridiplantae, Streptophyta, Magnoliopsida, Solanales, Solanaceae.